CGCCGCGCGCUCAGGUGCCGGGGGAGGGGGCGCGCACGUGAGUCCGACGGCCGAGGGGAGGCAGGCAGGCAGCCAAGCGCGGGGACUACAAGUCCCAUGGUGCCCCGCCGCCCGGCCGCCCUCGCCAGUCGCGGGGUGGGGGAUCCCCGGCGUCCCCCCCGGGUGCGCUCCGGGAGCAGGGCGCGCCUCCGCCUCCCCCGCGCCGGCGUCCUCCUCCUGGGCGGCCCGGCUGGCCCGCGGCGCCCAUGCCCCUGCCCCUGGCUGCGGCGCCGGCACCGGGAGGAUGCUGGCCGCCUCCCUCGCCGGCCAGCCCAGCGCCGAGAGCCGCUUCCCGCUGCACGCCUUCGUCUGGCACGACCAGCCGGCCCUGCUGGAGCAGGCGCUCGACUCCGGGCAGGUGGACAUUGAACAACUAGACCCACGUGGCCGGACCCCUUUGCACCUGGCCACCACGCUGGGCCACCUGGAGUGUGCCCGUGUUCUACUGAGGCAUGGGGCCGAUGUGGCCAAAGAAAACCGGAGUGGCUGGACAGUGCUGCAGGAGGCAGUGAGCACACGUGACCUGGAGCUUGUCCAAUUGGUGCUGCGUUACCGUGACUACCAGAGGGCCAUCAAGCGCUUGGCUGGCAUCCCCAUCCUUUUGGAGAAGCUACACAAGGCUCAAGAUUUUUAUGUGGAGAUGAAAUGGGAAUUCACUAGCUGGGUCCCUUUGGUCUCCAAAAUCUGCCCUAGUGACACGUACAAGGUGUGGAAGUGCGGCCAGAACCUGAGAGUGGACACGACGCUGCUGGGAUUUGACCACAUGACGUGGCAGCGUGGGAACCGCAGCUUCAUCUUCAAGGGCCAAGACACCAGCGCAGUAGUGAUGGAAAUUGACCACGACCGACAAGUGGUCUACUUGGAGACUCUGGCUCUCGCUGCCAGUGACCAGGAGGGGCUUCUGGCCGCAGUCCAACCGACAGAAGAGCAGGUGAUGGGGCGACUCACAGCCCCCGUGGUCACCACACAACUGGACACGCGCAACAUUGCAUUUGAAAGGAACAAGACGGGUAUCUUGGGUUGGAGGAGCGAGAAGACGGAGGUGGUGAAUGGAUACGAGGCCAAGGUUUAUGGGGCUUCCAACGUAGAGCUGAUCACUCGGACGAGAACAGAACAUCUUCCAGAGCAGCACAAAGGGAAAAUCAAAGGCAGCAAAACCCCCCUGCAGUCAUUCCUUGGCAUUGCAGAACAACACGUGGGCCCCAACAAUGGGGCCCUGAUCACGCAAACCCUGAGCCAGGCCAACCCCACCGCCAUCACGCCGGAGGAAUACUUCAACCCCAGUUUUGAGCUGGGAAGCCGGGACAUGGGGAGGCCGAUAGAGCUGACCACCAAGACCCAGAAGUUCAAAGCCAAGCUGUGGUUGUGCGAAGACCACCCGCUGUCGUUGGCCGAGCAGGUCGCCCCCAUUAUCGACUUGAUGGCCGUCAGCAACGCCCUCUUUGCCAAGCUCCGGGACUUCAUCACACUACGGCUGCCCCCGGGCUUCCCCGUCAAGAUUGAAAUCCCAAUCUUCCACAUCCUCAACGCUCGCAUCACUUUUGGGAACCUCAAUGGCUGUGAUGAACCGGUGGUCUCCGUUCGUGGCACUGGCAGCCCUGGCAGCGAUGCCCCCUCCCCGGGCAGUGACCGGUCCAGCAUCAGCAGUUCUAGCUCCCUUGGCUCUUGCCGGUGCUUUGAAAUGGACCCAUCCUUGUUUGAGGCUCCACGGGGCUACAGUGUGGUCGGGAGCCACCCGGAGCCCCUGCGGGAGGACGAAGAUGACCUGCUACAAUUUGCCAUCCAGCAGAGUCUGCUAGAAGCUGGGAGUGAAUAUGAUCAGGUUACCAUUUGGGAAGCACUGACCAAUAGCAAGCCCGGCACGCACCCUGCUUCCCAGGAGGGGAGUAAAGCAGAUAGGACACCCCAGCACACGCCACGCCGGAGGCCUGCCACUCCCCAGAAGCCGGUGCCCACCGGGGGCAAGGGACCUAGCCAAGCUGUGCCCCCCAGUUACGCCGAGCAGCUGCGCUUGGCCAUGGAGCUGUCUGCAAAGGAGCAGGAAGAGGCAGAACGGCGCUCCCGCCAGGAAGAGGAGGACUUUGAACGGAUUCUGCGCCUUUCGCUGGCUGAACAAUAGCGUUGGCACAUGGCAGGGGGGCACCCAUGCCCAGUCUGCAAGGGGCGCCAAAGCUAACGGACUGGGCCUUCCUCUCCCCCCGCCCCGCAGCUACUCAAAGAGCUAAUGCACAGAAGCUGGGGGGAGGGACUAGAGGGGGCCAGCAGCAUCGCAUCAGGUGAGGGUCUUUUCCAGACCACUGUUGGAAAAGACCGCUUGGGAUCUGAACCGUCUACCAGCCCAUUGCACAGAGCGGGGGCUCAACAGGGAAUCGGGGGGGGGGAGGGGAGAGUGGGGGACACACCAAAUGCAUUCCACCCUCCCCCAAAGAAACACUGAGCCAUUUAAUACUGCCUCCCUUCUCGCUCCCUUCGGUAAGGAGAGGCAGGUAAGUCUUAAUUAACCUGAGUCGUGCAGUUAGACUAGCUUCCCACCCCACCACUUGUGUGUGGGGGGGUCACUUAUAGUAUCCAGGAGGUAAAAGCUUAAUCCCCCCCCUGCCCCUCCCUCUGCGGUCUCUGAGCUUAGAGCAAUGUGACAGCUUCGUUCUUCGCCCAGAGGAAGCAGCCGCCCAUCUCUAUGAUCAAGAGUUCUGAGACAGGUUGUAUUUCCGCUGUUCUUUUUGUCUGCAGGUAAAAGCAUGGAAUGUAGUGUGAUGGGGAAAAUUCGAGCCUUCAUUUUAAAAAAAGGACCAAGAGAGCCAGCGUGGUGUAGUGGUUAAGAGCAGGUGCACUCUAAUCCAGAGAACUGGGUUUGAUUCCCCGCUCUGCCGCUUGAGCUGUGGAGGCUUAUCUGG
This is a messenger RNA of Sphaerodactylus townsendi, 2933 nucleotides long. RefSeq names its product ankyrin repeat domain 13B (gene ANKRD13B). Gene Ontology annotation, molecular function: protein binding. The transcript has 15 exons. NCBI's taxonomy places the organism in Eukaryota, Metazoa, Chordata, Lepidosauria, Squamata, Sphaerodactylidae. Bases 284 to 2158 code for a protein of 624 amino acids. Gene Ontology annotation, cellular component: cytoplasm. The record is from RefSeq and is a predicted model, not a curated record.